Argentina anserina (silverweed cinquefoil) is the source of this 358-nucleotide messenger RNA. RefSeq lists its product as uncharacterized. NCBI's taxonomy places the organism in Eukaryota, Viridiplantae, Streptophyta, Magnoliopsida, Rosales, Rosaceae. The record is from RefSeq and is a predicted model, not a curated record.
GAGAGCGAUGGCAGCGGCGUCGUUUAGGUGGAUACUACAACUGCACAAGGACGUUCCCAAAGCUGCUCGGUUCUACUCGGAAGGCUUGGACUUCACCGUUCACGUCUGCACUCUUCGCUGGGCCGAGCUUCAGUCGGGUCCACUCAAACUCGGCCUCAUGCAAUCCCCCAAGGACCAUGUAAUGCAGAAGGGACACUCUUCGCUUAUGUCGUUCACAGUAGACAUUAACCAAACAGCGAAGAAACUAAUGACAUUAGGAGCUGAACUAGAUGGUCCAAUCAAAUAUGAAAUAUAUGGCAAGGUUGCGGCAAUGCGCUGACCUGAUGGGCACGUUUUAGGCCUCUAUGAACCUGCAUAG